AUGCUGCACGAACAAGGCCGUUGGAAUCGCACUCGAGUUUGCAACAGUGAUGAUCAGGAUGUCAUUGGUACGGAUACUAGUGCUAGUGCUAGUGGUACUAAUAAGUGUAUACAGCCCAGUGUACCCACGCCAGAGAUUCGAAUUUGGGGAGGAACGUGGGAAGCCAUCAACAUGCAAGCGUGGUUGCUGCAGAUCAUUCUCAGUGAACUCGUGGGAGUUCCCACGUCCAUUGAAACGGGAUCUCAAGACCGAAAUUUCAACUUUUACUCCUCCACCAAUCGAUUUGAAUACGGAGAUGACACACAAGUCAUUCCUUCCGUGCAAGUGGCGUACAAACUGGAAGGAGAUUGCAGUCGAGCCAAUGACAAUGCUACCUCUGAAGCCUACCAAGCAUGCGCCCACGUGGUCCCGGAAAUAUGGAAUGAUCUCGUCAGUAUCAAGGAGGGAAAGGCACUUCUGGACAAUGGACUCGUAGAACCACCCCAAGCCAAUGGAAUCAAGGGAAAAGAAGGAUGGUUCAUUACCAAACACACCGUACAGGACGACCCAACACUCGUGUCUUAUUUUGGACUACAGGGGUUGGACCAUGACAAUCGCAGACGAUUGGCUCAAAUCUUCAAACGACCCACCACCUGGCAAUUCUAUUGUACCCACAUUUCCAAUAACCAUUGCACCAACACGUCCGACACGGUCGCUGUUCGGGCGCCACAAGACGAGACCGAAUACGAUCGCAUGUUUGUCCCUGGACUCUACACGGGAUACUUUCGUCCCAAUGAAGGAUGUGAUAAUGACAUUCCAAUAAUAAACAAUGCCACAAACAACAAUACUACAGGCAUGGAUCUGUCCAAUUGUACAGGACACAUUGCCGAUUAUCCAUGCCUCUGGACAUCUUCCAUUGCAGCUCAGACCCACUGGCUCCAGAUUCCACUCCAAUCCAAAGGAGACGAACCAGGAUCGCGAGGAUACACAUAUACACAAUUGCAAGAAAUUUGGAGAGCCGCCAAUGCCACACGCAGCAAUCUCAUUAUGCAUUGGUGGUCACCCCAUGCACUCAUGCAGGAAUUUGUAGGAACUGAUGCAGAAUUUCAAAAUGUGCUUUUGCCCACGCCCACGCAAGAAUGCAUCGAAGCAAGACACAAUGACAAUAUACAACGAUGUUCCAACAAUUUAACCGAUCGCAUUGGAUCGCCGGCGGCGGCUUGUGACGAACAGGCACGAUCGCUCCUCAAAGUGAUUUCCACCACUGUAUACAAUCAUCUCAGCAACAAAAAUCAUCCCGAUCUGCCACCGGCAUUGGCCAGCCCGGCACAUGAUGUACUGGAUCGAUUCACACUCUCCACAGAAAAAGUACAUCAAAUAUUUCAAUACUGGAGACAGGAAGCAUCGUUGCGACAAGGAGUUUGUCGAUGGGCCGCUGAUAAUCUCGAUUAUUUGGAACGAUUCGUCACACCCACGUAUCCACGAGUGCUCGUCGAAGGAGGCAAUAAUAACAAUACGGGACUCUACUAUGCCGCUCUGACAUUGGCAAUAGUGGCAGUGGUACUGUCGCUGGUCACGGCGUGGCAGGUACACGUGCGUCGACACGAACGGGCGAUUCUCUAUUCGCAACGGGAAUUUCUCUAUUUGCUCUUGUCGGGGUUGCUCCUCGUGUCGAUUGGGGCCAUUCUUGAUGCCGUUCCACCCACCAAUGGAACGUGUCUGGCCAGUGUCUGGCUCGUCAAUCUCGGAAUGGCCUUGCAGUUGGUGCCGCACAUUAUCAAAAUCGCCGCCAUUAACACAUUGACCAAAGCCGCAAGACGACUUCGACGGGUCGUGCUCAAACAAGAGGCACUCUUCAAAGCGGUCGCGGCCAUGUGUGGUCUGGUCGUCGUAUUUCUCAUCCUCUGGACCGUCUUGAUCCCGCCACAAAAGGUGGCCCAAUACGAAUUGACAUCCGAUCUUGCCGACGACGGCUUUAGUACCAUUGUCAAUGUGGUGUACUUUUGUGAAUCGAGCAAGGAUGUCUUUCAAUACAUUGCCAUUUGUGGAACCCUACUGUUGCUACUCUGGGCAUCCGUCCUGGCCGUGCAGAAUCGAAACGUUCGACAGGACUUUAACGAGUCACAAGUGCUCUCCAUCUUGGUGUACUCUCAUCUCAUCUUUACCAUUCUACGAUUGGUGACCUUCUUGGUGCCUCGAGGAACGGAUGCACUCAGUGGAGACACGUUGGACAAGGUUCGAAGCAUCAUCUUUAGUACGGACACGAUUGCCACAAUCAUCAUUUACUUUCCAUCCAAACUCUUUGCGUCUUCCAUAUUCGCAAGCCAGGAAAACGUGAACAGCCGCGCAUCGUCCGAGUUUCUUCGAAGUUCAACAGGGUUCCAAAGACGGCAAUCCACUUUCUUUGCUCGCACGGACCAUGGUGCCGAGGGAAGACACGAGUCCUGCAACACGAACGAUCCAACAUCAUCGGCACAACGAUGCGAGUGUCCCAACUGCGGAUAUGUCGGCGAAAUGCGUCCAUUGGUUAUUACCUCGCAGGCAGAAGUUUCCACUGUUGCGCCUUUUGUCGACAGCGUGGCCAGUGCUUCCGCAGCAGCACGCAAUUUAGCCAUGCCUUCGUCGCAGCAAUCGUUACCCAGCGUUUCGUUUCGUAAUGCCGAGCCAGAGUCGGCAAUGGAGAGCGUGGACGAAGAAAACGCUGAGACCAAUGACGCGAAGAAAUGCGAGCCAGAGAUUGCCGACGAGAGCAAAUGCAAGGCAGAGGAGACGCAAGCCUAA
Molecule: messenger RNA, 2760 nt
Organism: Seminavis robusta
Lineage: Eukaryota; Bacillariophyta; Bacillariophyceae; Naviculales; Naviculaceae
Source: the annotation of a GenBank genome assembly